AUGAACAUCCUCAUCACCGGCGGCGCCGGCUUCAUCGGCCAAUUGCUAGCAAAAGAGCUCCUCAACGACCCCUCCUACAAUGUCAUUCUCACCGACAUCAACGAACCCCCAAUCCCAAAGGGAGUUAAAUACCCCCAGAACGCACGCGCCGUGACCGCAGACCUCCUCAGCGGCGCAGAAACAGUGGUAGAUAAAUCGCUAGACGCCGUGUAUGCCUUCCACGGGAUCAUGUCGUCCGGCUCCGAAGCCAAUUUCGACCUCGGCAUGAGCGUCAAUGUAGACGCCACACGGAACCUCCUCGAGAGCCUCCGCAAAACAUGUCCCGGGGUUCGAGUCAUUUAUUCCUCCAGCCAGGCUGUCUACGGCCAGCCGCUGCCUGAAGUAGUAACCGACAGCGUGAUCCCUACCCCUCAAUCGUCCUACGGUGCCGAGAAGAUCAUAUGCGAGACCCUCGUAAACGAGUACACGCGACGCGGCUUCAUCAAUGGCUUUGUCCUUCGGUUUCCCACUAUCUCCGUCCGACCGGGUCGGCCUACCGCGGCUGCGUCUUCCUUUCUGUCCGGCAUGAUCCGCGAACCGCUGGAUGGCGUGGAGUGCGUGAUUCCGGUGGAGGAUCGGUCGUUCAAGUCGUGGUUGUGUUCGCCGCGGACGCUUGUGCAUAAUCUGAUCCUUACAUUGACGUUGUCGGCGGAUGCGGUGCCCCCUCAUAUUCGCCAGAUCAAUGUUCCGGGGAUCUGCGUCACGAUCCAGGAGAUGAUGGAUGCGUUGGAAGCGGUCGGAGGGAGGGAUAAGCUCGCGUUUCUCAAGGAGAAGGAGGAUCCCGCUCUCAAAGCUAUUCUGGAUUCGUGGCCGACUCGGUUCGAUAAUACACAGGCGAUCUCUUUGGGAUUCAAACGAGACGAGUCUUUUGAACAGGCUGUUAGGGACUAUCAAUUGGAAGUAGCGCAGUGA
Aspergillus melleus is the source of this 951-nucleotide messenger RNA. RefSeq names its product SDR family oxidoreductase. The transcript has a single exon. The record is from RefSeq and is a predicted model, not a curated record. Lineage: Eukaryota; Fungi; Ascomycota; Eurotiomycetes; Eurotiales; Aspergillaceae. Bases 1 to 951 code for a protein of 316 amino acids.